Molecule: messenger RNA, 1023 nt
Organism: Coprinopsis cinerea okayama7#130
Lineage: Eukaryota; Fungi; Basidiomycota; Agaricomycetes; Agaricales; Psathyrellaceae
Exons: 8
Coding region: 1-1023 (340 amino acids)
Source: RefSeq, a predicted model, not a curated record
AUGUCGGAAACAAAGCCGGCAGGGAAGCACUUGCGCGCUAUGCUCAGAGAGACUUGGUUCCUCGGGAAACCACACUGGUCGCCCAAGGACAUGCCAUCAUUGAAGGGCAAAGUCGUAGUUGUCACUGGAGGGAACUCUGGCCUGGGUCUUGAUACUGUCAAGGCACUGCUCGAACAUGACGCCAAAGUCUAUAUCCUUUCCCGAAACGAGCAAAAAGCCCUUCCCGUGAUCGACCAGUUAGAAAAAGACACAAAGAAACGACCUCUGUUCAUCAAAACAGAGUUGUCGGACUUGAAUUCUGUGAAACGCGCCGCUGAAGAGUUCUUGAGGGGAAUCAUCCUUCCAUUCGCAGUCACACCUGAAGGCUACGACCUAGUGUUCGAAACCAAUGUCACAGGACACUUCUACCUCACUUCCCUCCUGCUUCCCCUCCUCCUCUCAACAGCCAAAACCGCCCCGAAAGGCGAAGUCAGAAUCAUCAACAUAUCCUCCACCGCCCACCACACCGUCCCCGCCGUGAAUCCUCUCAGACUCGAAGCAGUGAAAGACGGUCCUCUGCGAAGACAAUGGCUCAAAAAGAUCGACUAUGGUUUUAGCAAAUUCGUUAUGAAUCUGUAUACGAGCGAGUUGGCCAAGAGGUACAAGGACAGCAAUAUCGUCGCUAUCGCUGUCCACCCAGGGAGCUACAGCACACCCAUAACAUCAGGUGUAAAUCAGCCGCGAGGGCAAAGAAUUGCGCAGCGUCUCUUCUUCAUCUACCCCGUUAAAUAUGGCGCUUGGACACAGUUAUGGGCAGGGACCGCGCCCGAGGCCGCCGAUCUGAGCGGGAAGUACGUCGUUCCAUGGUCGAAACUAGGAAAGCCACGGUCUGAAGUGGAAGAUGAGAAAAUGAUGGCCGAGGUGUGGACCUACCUCGAGGGAAGAAUAAAGGAACAUGAGCUCAAGCAAUCCGAGUCUACUGCACAGACAUCAGAUAGUCCUUCCGCAGCACGAAAUGGAGCGGGCCCAUCGCCACCGUCAUAA